CACACACGGAGGAGGGGCUGCUACAAUGGAGCCUCCUGCGGGCUUUGUGCACUCUUGGAAUCCAGCUGUCGCCGCCCCGCGGAGGUCGGUGUCCCCCGAGGGCGCCCAUUUCCUAGCCGCCCAUCACCCGGUGUGCAUUGGCAGCCUCUGUCGAGGCCGAGCCCACAGCCGCUCCUGCCUUUCCGUGUCGGAUCAUCCCCAGUCUGUCUCCAAAAUGCCUGUGGACUUCAAUGGGUACUGGAAAAUGCUGAGCAACGAGAAUUUCGAGGAGUAUCUGCGAGCGCUGGAUGUCAACGUGGCCUUGCGCAAAAUCGCCAACUUGCUGAAGCCGGACAAAGAGAUCGUGCAGGAGGGCGACCACAUGAUCAUCCGCACGCUGAGCACUUUUCGGAACUAUAUCAUGGACUUCCAGGUUGGGAAGGAAUUUGAGGAGGAUCUGACCGGCAUAGACGACCGCAAAUGCAUGACCACGGUGAGUUGGGAUGGUGACAAGCUCCAGUGUGUGCAGAAGGGCGAGAAGGAGGGGCGUGGCUGGACCCAGUGGAUCGAGGGUGAUGAGCUGCACCUGGAGAUGAGAGCAGAGGGUGUAAUCUGCAAGCAAGUGUUCAAGAAAGUGCACUGAGCAGCCCGAGUAGAUAACCUUGGUCUUAAGGAACAAUCAGGAUGGGCUUGUGGUCAGGAGCUCCCUCUGCCUGGCGUAAAGCUGAAACACAUGGCUGCCCAGGUAUCUGCUGGCAGAGUCUCUCUCUCUCUGCCUUGUCUCUUUUCUUUUUCUCAAAAUGAAGCUCUCCCCCCAAUAAAGGUGAUCU
Molecule: messenger RNA, 809 nt
Organism: Acomys russatus (golden spiny mouse)
Lineage: Eukaryota; Metazoa; Chordata; Mammalia; Rodentia; Muridae
Gene: Rbp1
Product: retinol binding protein 1
Biological process (GO): vitamin A metabolic process; retinoic acid biosynthetic process; fatty acid transport
Cellular component (GO): nucleus; cytosol
Molecular function (GO): fatty acid binding
Source: RefSeq, a predicted model, not a curated record